AUGAUGAAAGAAAGGCAUUUUCGACUUUGGAAGAAGUUUGCAUGUGUGUCCAUAGUAGGGCCUGUUGCACAUGUCGCCAGCACAAAAAACACUUGUGUUUUGCCUUCUAGAAUGCUUUCAACAUUGCUUGUUCCAACGACAGGGAAGUGUUGCGGACGUCUUCAAGCUCGUGCUCCAUUGACUUACACAGAAAGAGUGAAAUUUCGUUCAAGAUUGUGGCAAUCAAAUAUAACUUGUUCAAACGCUGCUCGGUUGUUGUUUACGACCAGCUCAAGUGAUGCUGUUUCACAAUCACCCACCAAUCCUGGACGAGAUGCAACCGCUGCAAAUAAAAGAAAUGUAGGCCUUAAGAAUAACACAGCAAAUAAACAAGUCUCUUCUACAAGACGUCCUUCUACUCAAAAGGUACAUUUUUUUUUCUAUUGGACUAGAUGCAACUUACAUAACUAUGGUUAUGUAAUCAGAACGUCUCAUUGUCCACAAACUGACAAUGCUCUUUUCACAAGAAAUGCUUAUUUCGGUCAGACUGCUUGCAAAAUACGUUAUCAUAAUUUAUGCAUUAGGCUCGGCACAUGAAAAGUUCGGCAUCAGAAUCAGAGCUGUUUCAAAGCUGCUUGCAGCCGAAAUUUCUUCAGAACAGCUGAGCUUAUCCAAAUUCUAAUAGAUACUCUUAGGGGGUGUUUACAUGACACCGGGGCGACUUUCGCUCCGGAGUGAGUUCACUCCGGUUCUUUCUCAUGGCUCUACAUUUGUUACAUGAUACCACCACAAAAUGUCAUGCUGCAAGUCACCCCGGUGUGAGUUCACCCUGGUUAUUGUACCAGGGCAAGAGUUUCACUCUGGUACGAAAUCUCGCAACGGUAUCAUGUAAACAUGAAACGACUACAAGUUUCAGUGUGAAAUCAGUCUGCUGGUAGACUGGAAUGGGUAGUGCAUGCGCAUAUUUACAAUUUUGAAUCAUACGUGUAUUUUAUAAACAUGUAGUGUACCUUCAAAUAACACGAUAUGAAAUGACCCAGUCAUAAUGUUAACAUGAUACGAAGUAAAAAAGUCAUCCCAGUAUGAAACUCGCACCGGUACGAGUUUUCUCAUGUAAACACCCCCUUAAUUAUUGGUUCACAUGCGGAGCUUGCUUAUGAAAAGUUCAGCGUCCUGAACCAGGCAUCAGACACUUCAACAGGCCAGUGAAACAUAGAGCUUUUCCUUCCCCACCCCCUUCAAUUAAUGUUGCUGUGCUGUUCAAGCUAAUAGUGCAAAAAACAAACAACUCAACUUUUAAUGAAAGGGUGGAGGUGGAGUCCAGACUUUUUUGUUCUCCAUGAAAUACACCAUUUGACAACGGUGUCCCAAUAAUUUUGUUGUCAAUUGAAGCUUGAAUCACUCCACCAAAACUCUCAAAAUGCAACCUAUUCCAUCACAAUUCAAUCAGGAUGAGUCCUCGAUAAAAAGUCCUUUGGGGUUUUCUUUCAAGACACCUGUUCACUUUGGAAGGGACUAACUAUCAUUUGCAUGUGCACAGUGUUUGUUUUAUUUUAGUAGGAGGGACAGUUUCUUUUCACCUGUGUCACUUCAUGACUGAAAAAACAUCUUUCUCCAUAAGGUUUUACAUUGUAGUUUUAUCAAUAUUUUCAACUCAUUGCUGCCUGCUAUUGAAGCAAAUAAAAUUGUUUAAUAUGGUUAUCAACAGCAUUUCUCAUCUGAAUAUGAAAAUUAGUAGGCAGGGGUUUCAAUAAAAAUUGAAGUAGCCAGCAGAUUUCAAUAGAGUAACCGACAGUAUCAACAGUCCACGUUUUUUCAGAGGAAAAAGUAGCAGACUUCUCUGAGCAAUGUAGCAGACGCAUUUCGUCGGUUGUCGGUGCUUAUUGAAACCCCUGAGCAGGUGAAAGCUCAGUAUUUAUGCUGCCCAUGUAUUUUUCUUUUCGUUUAGCUGAGUGGGAGAUCAAAGGAGUCACCAGUUCCUUCCUCCAGAGUUGGUAGACUUUUGAAUUACAGUGGUAUGAUCAUUUAUUUUUGUUUGUUUUCUUUCUCUCAAGAACUGAAGCAAAUUAAAAUUGUGAAAACUGAAUUAAGUACUAGUAUUGAUCAUCAUCAUACUUGUAUAUUGGUAUCAUCAUCAUCAUCAUCAUUAUCACUACAAAAAUCGAUGAAUGUAGCUCUUAUAAUACUACACAGUAACAUUUAACCUUCAAUGCAGAGCCAUAAUCUGAGUUAUUUUUUUCUCACCAAAAUUAAGUUGCCUCAGGACUGUACAAUUUCUGUUUGUAUUUAUAAGAUUUCUUGCAAAGUUGUUCUCCUUAAACAAAUCACUGCUUCCUCUAUGGCUACCCAAUUUCAGUCCUGUGAAUGGUUGAGGGUAGGAUUUGAUGGUCCUCACUUCUGUCUGAGACUAUUAUUUGUUACAAAGUGUCCUAGACAGUCUUAUAGGGACUUAAUGACUAGACACAGAUGCUCCAAAAAUUCUUUAAUCAAUGAAGUAAAAUCAGCUUUUUUCUCUGAAUCGUUGGCAAGUGUCCUAGCCCCCUUUUACUAACUUUUCUAUAUCCACCCUUACUUUUUUUCUCGCAGGCCUGGUUGCUGGGCUGGGACUUGGUGCUCUUGCCGAGGUCACAAAGCGACAACUUGGUCUUAGUAAGACAGGUAAUUUUGUCUUCUUCUAUCAUGAACAUUUUUGCAAAUUUGAAUAUUUAUUUAUUGUGUCAUGUUAUCUCUUUCAAGUAAGAGUGGUAGCUUUAUACUUUUGUCAGAGUGGUGCUGUAUAUUAUCAAUUGUACCCUUCUCAUUGAUGAUUUUUCUUAUGUAGGUGCUAGUGUAGCAGACCUGACUGGGAGUCCAUUUUUGUCUGAAGCAAAUGCUGAGAGAAUAGUAACCACGCUAUGUAAAAUGAGAGGAGCAGCACUAAAGUUAGGACAAAUGUUAAGCAUUCAAGGUGAUGUAACAUGCGUAGCAGGCGUCCAAAGGGGUAGGGGAUAGGGAGGAACAAAAACAAGGGUGGGGGAUUGGGUAGAGAGGGUAAGGGAUGCCUGCUAUAAGAACCCCCUAUAAUUUGUUCAUUUCUGCGGAUGCUAGCGUUGGCAAAUACCUGAUUGGCUGAGCUGUAAUGAGUGAUUUAUUGGGGUGUAUUAGUGAGAGACAACCAUGAUCAUGAUCCAGGCAUCAAGGAAAUGACUAAUGUUUUCUACUGGCGUAAGCUCUAGAAGAUCAAAAUUACUCCAAUCAAGUUGCAACUUCGCGUUGAAACCCGAACUAGAACCAACAGUACCGUAAUAGCUUGUUUAGCGGGCGGAGAUGCUCAGGAGGUUUUGUAUACUGGAUUUGUCCAAACACUGAGCGGCGAUUGUGAUUCUUGCCAGACAUCUGCAGUACCAAUAUUCACAAGAGCACUGGUUAUAAUAUUGUUACUCGAAGAAUUUUAGAAGCUGGACACGAGCCUUUUCUGCAAAAGCAUAAUAUACCGCUUGAGUGAACUUCUAAAUGGUUUGUAAAGAGAGAUGUGAAGCUUUUGAUAAAAACCAUCCAUUGAGCUUUUUGACAAUUCUCUAAAUUUCUCCUUUCAUUAUUAAUUAAAUUUUGCGUCUCAGGUAGGUGACUGUUCUGUUCUUUUUGACUAUUGUGUUUGAUGAGGUAAGAACAAAGGUCUUACAAGUGUAUUCACAUGACACUGAUCAUUGUUUCUUGUGUUUGCUGUGGGAGCAAGAACAGUAAAAAUGUUUUAUUUUGCUUGUUUGUCAUUGAUAUCAUUUGAAAAAAGCAUCUCGACUUGAAAAUUUCCGGUAAACAAAGUAAUAAUUACAUUUGGACUAUGCUAAGAAGCCCACUACCUGUAAUUGGUCACAUAUUGACAGUUGGCGUUAUCGGAUUAGUUGGGAAUUGGUAGUAGGUGGAAUACAAAAACACUGGCUCUUGUAGCAGGUGCUCCCUUCUCUUUUUCCUUUCACGCUUUUCUUCCUCCCCUCUCCCCCUCCCCAUUUGCAUCUGCCACGCAUGCUAAGGUGAUGUGAUGCUGGAUUCAUAGCUCCCAUAGUUAAUCUUCAGGUCACUUGAGCCAACACUCCCAAAAGUGAACAAGUCAAAGUUUUAAAUAAACAUUCCAAAUUUCAUUUUGUGAAAUGCUGAAAAUAAAUGAUACCCUAUAAAAGUAUGUACUGCUAAAGAGGUUCCAUUUGAAUGUUCUUUGCCGUGCAGGAAUUUGUUUGUCCACAGACUCGAUAGUAAAAACCUCCUGACAAGAGACUGAAAGGGUUGAAGAGACUCCUCUAUUAAAUGUUUUCAUUUUAGUAAAUAACUUUCCCUGUACAUUUUGCUGUUAUGAUGUAAAAUAUAGUGCAGUGAAAACUUUUAAUAGCAAGUGCCCAUAUCUCAAAAGUGCUGGUAAUUACUGAACCUGAAAGCUACUUUGUUUACACUUUUAAGAUCGAAGUUUCAAUGAUGUUUUCCAAAGUUUUACAGACUGUAAUAUGAUAAACCUGUUGGUUGACAAAACAAAAUAUUCUUUAGAUUUUAAUUUGAUUUGAAUGUUUGGUUUUGGGCCCAUAAAGUUACUGGGACUUUCAAGAAAUGGGCCCUUGGUCCUUCCUUUACUUGCUCAGGGCUUUCUUUUCUAUUGACAUUGGUGGUUGUUUUUUUGCAGAUAAUGCUUUCAUUUCACCAGAGUUACAAACAAUAUUUGAAAGAGUGCGUGACAGUGCAGACUUCAUGCCUCGCUGGCAAUUGGAGGUCUGCAGUUUACUUUGUUACUGGUUCUUUGCCUUUUAAAAGCUCCUUUGCUUAGCAACAUUGAUUUAUGAGUUUGAAAUGUAUUUCUCAUUUCAGAAAGUUCUAGUGACAGAACUGGGAGCUAAUUGGCGAGACAAACUUUUAGAGUUUGACAUGAAGCCAUUUGCUGCAGCAUCCAUUGGCCAAGUGCACAGGGGGGUACUCAAAGAUGGGCGCUCUGUUGCUAUAAAGAUUCAGGUAUGAAGGGCUCAAAUGAAAAGCACUGGAAAUGCCGCACUUUUUAUUUUUUCAUUUUUAACAAUUCAAUAUUGUAACUAAAUCGCAAGGCAUCUUGAUUACAAGUAGAGACCUAAUUUUGUCAGAUUUUCAUUUAAGGGUCCAGGGUUGUCAAAAGUAGCCGGCUGCCAGCGAAAAUCGCCACCUACUCAGUUAGUAUCGGCCAGCUGCUCUGCUUGGCAUUUCUUUAUGGAGGGCAUUUUUGAAUAAAAUAUCCGUGGAUUGGCCUCCAACUUUGACAACUCAGCCAUCUACUUCAAAACCUUUUGGCAACCCUGAGGGUCAGAUACUAUCACAAGUGUUUCACUGGUUAAUGAACACGUCUUGGCUGUAGGAUGAACAAGAAAUUAUAGUACUGCAUGAGAGCAAUGUUGAGUUAAAGAUAUUGACAAUCACUCUUCUCAUUUGGUAGCUUUAGGUCUUUGCUAGGACAGAAAGUCUCUGUUAAUGACGGGAAAAGUUGGAGUGAUCCUAUUACUUUAAUACUGGAGUGUUCUUCCUGGUCAUUAUUGCUUACUAAAUUUUGCUCAUGUUUGUUUUUUGUCUUUUUUACCUCAGUACCCAGGGGUUGGGGACAGUAUCGACAGUGACAUCAACAACUUGAUGACAGUGUUGAAAGUCAGUAAUCUCUUACCUGAAGGUAACUGCCAUCCAGUCCUAUACUUCAUGUGAUGUCCCUGUUUGUUUUUAACCAGGUUAAGCUUCAGCCACGAGGGCUCCCAACAACAACAACAACAACAACUGUAUUUUUUGUAUGCAGUUGGAUAGCUUGCUCUGCAAAUGGCUGGAAAGCUAGUCGUGGUGGGGCAAGACAACUACUCCUUUGCUCGUGUGCACCUUUUAUACCUUUUUCUUUAAUUUCACUAGGUUUAUAUGCAGAGAAUGCCAUGGAUGUUGCUAGACGGGAGAUGGCUUGGGAGGUAGACUAUCUUCGGGAGGCUAAGAAUGGACAGCACUUUAGGUAAUGGAGCAGUCGUAAUACUUUAACCCUCCCAGAAAUGGCGUAAAUCAAAAUUAGACAAAAAUUUAAAUAUUUCGUUUUUGUUAGAAAAAUCUGAAAAACAAAUAGUACCAUGUGAAAGUACAGGAGGUUUUUUUUGAAUGGUCACACUACAGGAUUUUGUCUUCUGAGUCAAAAAUUGGAACCACUCUACAGGAUUCCAUCCUUCAGUCAACUAAGGAAUGGUGACAACACUCAUGUUGCUAGAGAAAAUAAGGUUUCUCAGUGUUUUCCCUGUGAGACAUUGCAGAGUUUUCUUUAUUUGCUCUUACCUAGAGAACUGCUAAAAGACAUGCCGGAGUAUUAUGUACCUGAAGUUAUUGAAGACCUGACGUCAAAGCAAGUGCUAACUACAGAGCUGAUAGAGGGAACAUCACUUGAUAAGAUUGAAAAUCCAAACCAGGAGACCAUUAACAAGGUAUUGUUACUUAGAAUCUUCUAAGAAAUUUGACGCAAAACUUGCCCUGUGUAAGGUAAUCACAGGGGUCUCAAUAGGAUUUGAAGAAGGCAUCUGCCCAGCCUUAUUAAAGUAGGCGGCAGUGACAAACGGAGAGGUUGUAAACUAGGGAGGGAAAAGCAGCAAAUAGAAUGCAAAGUAAACGGCUACAAAUUUAGGCAGUGAUCAAUCACCAGGUGCCAGAUUCCAUUGAGAACUCUGGAAUGUCGGAAUCUGGGAAAUUUUUCCCUGUGGGAUCCAGAAUCCUGACUGUUGGAAUCCAGACUUCAGUAGGCUGUUCACAGUCACCUGUUAUGAAAUGAAGAUGACUGCCUGUACUGUUAGGCGCUCGAUCUUAAGAGAAAAAAAAGGGCAUUGCGAACCGUCAGGGACUUCACCUCCAGACUAGGAAGCCAUUAUCCUGCUAACCAUUGGAAUCUGGAAUACAAAACGAGGAGUCUGGACUCCAGUAUCUAAAAUCUGGAAUCCACAGCACAGAGUCCAGAAAUCUAGACUACGUGUAGCCGCACCCUCCCCGCGUCGAAGGAAAAACGGAGAGAAGGAGCAAUACUCCCUCUCUUCGUUUUUCCUUGGUCGGGGGGAGGGUGCGGCUACACGUUGGCAACCAGAAUUCAAGACUGUACUGGAUUACCUUAUGUACAGCGCUGUAAGGUAACAAAAGUACAGAAUUGAUUGCAUUUCAGGUUUUAUUUUGCACAAAGGGUAGUAGAUUAGAUAACUGAUAUAUAAGUGAAGUUACAAAUGAAACCGUUUUAUCUACCUUUAUAACUGUAAGUAAGCUGUACAAUAUGUAUUAUUUAAGUGAGUGGAAAUGUGCUUGACUUCUGCUUCUGUUGCUUUCCAGCUGUGCUUAAACAUCCUUAAACUCUGUUUGAAGGAGUUGUUUGAGUUCAGAUUCAUGCAAACAGAUCCCAACUGGUCAAACUUCUUCUACAAUCCUGUCACGGAAAAGGUUUGUCCCAGAAAUAUUGUUAGGAUAUUGUCUGAUUUGAAAGAUAAACCUAUGGCGGCCUUUUAAUAUAUUCUUAUAUAUGUCCGAUAAUUUUCCUUUCUGACCUCGUUAGCAUGUGCAAAGUACUAACGAGGUCAGAAAGGCUAAUUAUCAUACAUAUAAAAGAAUAUAUUAAUCAGCCGCCGUUAUGAAAAAGGUCUAUCAUGUUUUUAACAGUCCUCCCAAUGGGAACGCGCUUCCUAGAUAUUUCUUUCUUCGCCCUAAAAAAACAGCACCUGCUUCGCAGACUGCAUAAACUUGAAGAUUAGCAGGACGACAGUUCACUUCAGGUUUAACCGAAUGCAAACAGCAAUCCGUUGCAAUCUCGUAGAGUUGUUCCCGUAAUUUAGCCUGCGUACAACUGUAGCAAGCGUUUCUGAUCAAGUUAUCAAGGAGUUUAAACGUUUUUGAGUGAUGCAUGUCAAACGGAAGUGUACUGUUUUGUAUUCAUGAGCAGUGUUUUUUUUUCUAAAAUUUCGGGCAAAUCGCCUCUGUAAGAGUAAAAAGCUUGGCAAUAUAAAUUUGGUAGCGUCGAGGCAUAUUAAGAGCGAAAUUGCCUCACUUCCGGUUGUGCGUUCCUCAAAAACGCCUUUACUUAAGCUCACUAUUGCGCGAAAGUUGAAAGGAGAGCAAAAAAAAAAAAAUGAAAGAAGUGGGAGGCGGGAGGAAAGAAGAUCUCUUUCUCUUCUCCCCCUCCCCUUUCAUUCCUCUUUUUUUCUCUUGUCCCAACUUUUUAUGACGAACUCCCGCGGAAACGCUUGCUGGGCAGGCUACCCAUACCCUAACCCUUGAUUGUAAACGCGGGUUUCCUCCCAUGGUUAUGUUGUGUCUUAAUUUUUAGAUCUGUUUGCUUGACUUUGGAGCGUCCCGUGCGUACGACAAGAAAUUUGUAGAUCGGUAUAUUAAGGUCAGUUGGACUUAAAUCUUGUCCUUAUCCUUUUCAUGGUCCCGAUUUUCAAGAUUAAAAUCCUGGGCCGGGUUGUUCAAAGCUGGGUUAAGAUAACCCCUUGAUAGUGCGAGAUUUGAAUUCAGAUAUGAAAGCUUAAAAAGCAUUUCAGUAAAUUCUUUUUUACUACAAUUUUAGUUAUUGGAGGCUCUAAAAAGAAUGGAGAAAGUUAUCCAUGAAAAUGCUUUUGAACUAAAGAAAAAGAAACCCGAAUUAAAACUUAACCUCGGUUAGCGCUAAUUACCCUGGUCUUUUGAACUAAAGAAAAAAAGAGGCGACAACGAAUCUAAAAAAAUCUAAAAAACCCUGGGACCAGACGAUCGAACAACUGGGCCGCUGUUUGGAACCUUGAAUCUUUAGUACAAAGGAGGGCUUAGAAAGCCUCGUUCCCAAGCAUUUUCAAUUGCAUUUACUCAGCGCCUCAGCGAAUGUAAUGCCCUGGGAAGGAUUUUCCGUACCUGGCGGCGCUUCGCGUUUUAAUCUUCCCGUGAUGCUCCGUGAUCUCUGUUUGCCGCACUUUCGUGGGCUCUGGGUAUGAGGCAGCCUCAUUCAUACAGUGCUCUGUUUGUAAUAUAGAUUAUCCGAGGUGCUGCCACAGGGGACCGAGCCAUGGUGAUUGACAAUUCCAUAGGACUGGGAUUUCUCACUGGAUAUGAAUCCAAGGUGAGAAAGUGUACACUGAUUAGUAGAGGGUUUGUAGAACAGACACAACAUUCAAGAAUGUAGAGCUUGUACUUUAUUUCCUUAUGAAUUUUUCCCGUAACAUCAAGAGCCAUAAAUCGGAUGGUAACAUUCAAACCCUUGUAUAUCGCAAACAUGUUACUCUGAGCGCCAAACAUGGCAUACAGCUAGUCGAAAUACAAUAUUUGAUGACCAAUAUUAGAUGCAUGAAUUCAACGUUGUGAAAUUGAUUUCCUGGUUUUCCAAACAUCCAUUCUCCCCUAUGUGGUAGGUGAUGAUCAACGCACACGCAGACGCUGUAAUGAUUCUUGGAGAGCCUUUCGCCAAUGACCGGCCCUUCGAUUUCAACACCCAAGACACCACGCGGCGCAUACAAGAGCUCUUGCCAAUCAUGUUACGUCAUCGACUAUCCCCUCCCCCUGAGGAAACGUAUUCACUCCACCGAAAAAUGUCCGGGUCUUUUCUGUUGUGUGCCAAGCUCGGAGCAUCAAUUAACUGCAAGCCUCUUUUUGAUGAGAUGUGGCAGAGUUACAAGUUUGAUGAGUAACCAGUAAAGGGCGUAAGAGCGCUUAUAGAACAUCCUGGAAUUCAGUUUAAUGAUGAAUCAACCGUCGAACAGCACUUUCACGAAUACUCCGAUCCCCACUUUGCCCCGUCUUCAUCCUGGUUACAUCGGUGACUCAUGGAUCUCUGAAAGUUGUUUUACGCUAUGGUUACUGACGGUUAUUUAACUAAGCUCCAUUCCAGAAUAUGAUGGCUCGCAAUUUGCGGUCAAUUUUCAGUCUCAUUCUAAUUGCGGGCAGUACAAACAGACAAUUGCUUAUCCAAUCUUGUCCCUCGGGUUCUCUCAUUUUCCUCCCUCUCUCUUCGCCUCUCUGUCGAGAGGACCCUGGGAACGAGGUUGUUGGUUAUCAAUGAAAUAUAAGAUAUAAUUGGACAAUCCCUAUUAAAUCGUAAAGGCUAUGGAACAGAAGUGACCUUAAGUUACACCGUACGUGUACGGGUACGGGUAGGCGAACAUGUCUGCCGUUAUCUCGCAGAUGAGAUAAUGGCUUUACCGUUCUACCCGGUAGCUUACCCGUUUCUCCGGGAUAAGAGGCAAUCUACCCGUAUUUACGGCUACGCCUACAGGUAUUUUACCCGUACGCGGAAACGCCAUAUCUUAAGGUCUCUAGUAACACGUAAUCAACGGCCUGCAGAGAUCGGUUUACCGGUAACCGUCGGUUUUAUUUACGGGAGAGGAGAAAUAGUCUCUGAUUUCACUGCUGGUCGGCGUUGUAUCUUAAUCGUACUUAUAUACUGUAUUACGCUUUGUAACGUGACUGUAACCAGAAACUCAUGCUGUAACUCAUGGAUUCGUAAAGGAAAUCCUAAUUCUCAUUUCCAAAACUGUGCAUCAGGUUGUCUUCCCAGGUAACGGAAUCCGAAAUAGUCUUGGAUUCUGGAUUCCUUGCCGUGGAUUCCUGAUUCCAGGUAUGGAUUCCAGUCUUUGUGAGUGGAACUUGGAUUCUGCAUUCCAAUCGUUAGUGGGGAUGCCGGAUUUCUUGUGUUAUAUUCCGGAUUCCAAAGCCCAAGAUUCCAUUUUCCACAAACAAAACUUUCCCAGAUUUCGGAUUCCACAAGCAUAAAUUUUUCGGAUUCCAGAAUCCCAUACAUGGAGCGUCACUCCAUGUCACUCUUGGGACCUAAAUUGUGCGUGGGCCAAGUGCUGAAAAAUGGCAGAUCGUUACCACCCGAGGUGGCAAAUGCUACCAAUGAUUUUGUUUAGAUGACGAAAAUGUAUGAUUCCGGAUUCCACCAACAAAAAUUUCCCGAAUUUCGGGAUCCGGAUUGCCCCACAUGGGACGAAGUUUGCACUUCGUCGUGGUUCACGUUUAGCCGUGGCAUUGUUUACGUGGUAGAAAUCUUGUGUAUCCGAAGAAUUCGGAAGGUUAUAGUUCUCAGUUGAGAGGGAAGAAAGGUUGAUUCAAUAGUCUGUAAUAGUCAUCAGGGUGUAAAAAUCGAAGAUAAUCUGGGACGAUGUGUCCGUUUCCUCGUAGCGCCGUUUUCAAUGCCAUAUGUGUAGAAUAAUCGGUAAGAAGUAGUUAGAUUCUGUCAUGAAACACCAAAGAGGAGAACUUAACAUUUGGAGUAGUAAAGGCGCACAAAUAGGUCGAAUUAAUUGGUCUGUUUAGCGCGUUUCUUUUGGAAAUACAAGAGAAUUUACCAAGAAAUAAUGUAAAGGAGUUGCAAGGGAUUAAUAAGUCAAAUAAUUAAUAAAGGAAAGAGAACGGUCUUUAAUUUUUUUUCGCAAGGUGAAUCAACAGGGU
Molecule: messenger RNA, 11373 nt
Organism: Porites lobata
Lineage: Eukaryota; Metazoa; Cnidaria; Anthozoa; Scleractinia; Poritidae
Source: the annotation of a GenBank genome assembly